AUGACAUUCCCAUCAAGCGCCGAGGACUCGUCCGUCGAGGUAUCUGCCCUUGUCAGCAACCUCAAAGAAUCAAUAGCACGCUACGAAAAAGCCUCCGACAACACUGCCGCUCUAGAGGACAUUAUAUCAGCGUCCAAGAUGUUGCUUCGUGAGGCAGUUGAUGCGGGGACUUCGUUCCGACGGUUUAAUUUCCAGCCCCUGCAGAAUGCCUGUGUCCGGAUCGCAAUUGAGAUGCAGCUGUUUGAAAAGCUGCCCACAUUUGAACCAUUCACGUGCCGAGAGCUGGCUAUAGAUGCAGGGUAUGACCUGGAGUUUACCAAACGGAUUGUGCGCGGCCUGGCAGCUGGUGAUGUUCUGGAAGAGGUGGCCGAAAAUACGUACCGGCAGACGAAGCUCUCGCGUCUAUGGGCAAGCCCCAAAGCCAGAGAUUAUACGAUUCACCAGUGGGAGAAUUUCCAGACCCCAAUUUGGUCUUGUAUCGAGUAUUUUCAAAAGUUUGGCUUCCGAAGUCCGACCGAUCCAAGGAAUUCGCCGAUUACGUUUGCACUGGGUGGACAGGACAAGAGCCUGUUUGACAUACUCGAGGAAGAUCCUCGUCGACUGGAAAUUUUCAAUAAUGCCAUGAAGAGCCUUGCGCUUUCUGUGACAGCAUAUAGGUUUGACAAGCUUCAGCCUGGCCACGACGGUGUACUUCUAGUAGACGUCGGUGGUGGAAGUGGUUACGACAUCCAGGAGAUCUGCUCAGAUUACCCGGAUCUCCAUGGGAGACUCGUUCUGCAGGAUAUCAAGGGCACAGUAACUCAUAUCAGGGCGGAUGGGUUCCAAGGAAGAGUCGACUUCCAAGCAUAUAACUUCCUCGAAGAGAUACAGCCCAUUAAAGGUGCCGCUGCGUAUCUCUUCAAGCUAGUCCUUCAUGACUGGCCAGAUGCCUACUGUCAUCGGAUUCUUGCUAAUCUGGCACCUGCCAUGUCUCGCAAUUCCAGACUACUCAUCUGCGAGAAAGUCGUCCCUGAGCAGUCACCGGAUGCGCACCAUGUCCUCAGCGAUCUCAACAUGCUUUUCAUAGGGGGUAAGGAGCGCACACGUGCAGAGUGGGAUCAACUACUCGGUACAGCAGGCUAUGUCAUCACGCAGAUUCAAAUGCUUCCAAAGCCUGGGUACGGCAUGAUAGAGGCCGCUCUGAAAUAG
Aspergillus lentulus is the source of this 1188-nucleotide messenger RNA. Its product is annotated as demethylsterigmatocystin 6-O-methyltransferase. NCBI's taxonomy places the organism in Eukaryota, Fungi, Ascomycota, Eurotiomycetes, Eurotiales, Aspergillaceae. The record is from RefSeq and is a predicted model, not a curated record. Gene Ontology annotation, molecular function: protein dimerization activity; O-methyltransferase activity.